Chenopodium quinoa (quinoa) is the source of this 2838-nucleotide messenger RNA. Its product is annotated as putative F-box/FBD/LRR-repeat protein At1g78840. The record is from RefSeq and is a predicted model, not a curated record. Lineage: Eukaryota; Viridiplantae; Streptophyta; Magnoliopsida; Caryophyllales; Amaranthaceae. The transcript has 4 exons. Bases 1186 to 1923 code for a protein of 245 amino acids.
AGUGAGGGUGAGUUAGAUAUCAUGUUGGAGAUGGUGAAUUUCUGUUUAUAUAUAUGAGGGUAAAUUUGUAAAAUGAAUUUUAUUUUGUGGACGUUAACUGGAGAUUCGAGGGUGGUUUAACAACCCCUUUAAAAAAAAAAUCAAAUGAUGAUAAUUUGAAAAUUGGCAAUAGAAAGACAAUAGAAAAGUAAAAACACAAUUUUUGGUUUUUUUGUCUUCAAAAAUCGGGAUACUCUAAAAAAAGAAAAAUGUCAAGCAAAACCUCAGGUGGCAGUUUCCAUUCAUUAUACAUUUAUACGUCGUAAUUUUUUUUAAAAAAAGAAAAGAAAAAUUUGAAAUCGAGUCAUCAAAUCUACGUAAGCAUACAGGGUACAAAUCAAGGAUUAAAUUGAGAAGGUCAAUCCCAGAUAAAUAAUACUCCAAAUCGAUAGUAUAAAUCAACAUCAAAUCACAAUUUGGUUGGAUUACACAUAAUUACAAAGGUUGACUUUUAGUGGCUUCUAGUUUUUUUUUUUCUUUUAGAAGUUCUCAUUUAGUUCGCCGGAGAUCGUCAUUUCGUGGAAUUCUGCCUCCAUAUUUCAAGGCACUUGUACGGUUUCAAUUUCGUGCUCAAAGAAACAAAAGUGACCAUGAGAUAGAUGGAUUACAUUAGUAAGCUACCGGAUGCACUGCUUUGCCAUAUCUUAACUUUUGUGCCUACAAAACUUGCUGUUGCAACUAGUAUAUUGUCUAGAAGAUGGGUCUCUAUUUGGACUAAAGUUCCUGUGCUAGACUUUAUCAAGCUUCCUAUAAGGACUGUGAGAGAUAUAAUUUCAUGAGUUUCAUAGAUAAUGUUCUGCUUAACAAUGACGUUCAUGUCUGCAACGUUUUCACUUUGAAAUACUUAAAGAUUUUAUAACCGUCCAUGUCAACACAUUGAUCAAUUCUACACUGAGACGUGAAAUUUGGGAGCUUUAUCUGAUUAAAGAUGAUUGGGGUUUACCAAAUAAACUUGUGCGCCUGCCAGUGGACUUAUUUGCUCGUCAGACACUUAAGGUGUUGAAGCUAAGGGGUACUUUCGAAAUCAAUGUUUGGUUGAGCUUGCAUCUACCAAAACUUGAGACUCUAUACCUUCAUGGAUCGAGGUUUGUAGGUAAAGAUGUGCUGAAGAUUCUUACUUCAGGUUGACCUGUUCUUAAAGAGCUGAUGAUUAUAUAUUGUGAAGGCAUAAAAGAGCUAUAUAUAGAUUCUCUGACCUUGGAUAAACUGAAAAUAUGUAAUGAGAGCCAAUUUAUUGCUGUUAAAGCACCAAAUAUUAGAUGCCUUGAUGUAGCUGUUGAUGGGUCGAGAUAUGAAGUAAGCAACCUUAGUUCACUUGAUGAAGCCAGGAUUUGCUUAGGUGGUUAUGAAUACGAACCUUGGAAACUUGAACUUAUCAGAAGAGUCUCCAAAGUGCAGACUCUAUGGCUAUCACAGUCUACUGUUGAAUUGUUUGGUCAUGUUAGUGAGAAUGAGCUCCCCAUGUUUCCGAACUUGACUCAUUUGGAGAUUGAAAUUGAAAAUAUUAUGUUCCAGAUGCUAAAACUUGCUCCGAAGCUAACACAUUUAAUUGUGGAUGUGUGUCACUUAUUAGAUGAUGACGCUCUUUCAUUUCCAUCUGAAAUAGUGCCUCUGUGUAUUUCAUCCAUUCAAUAUAUUGAGAAUCAAAGAUUCUAUUGUUUGGAAGAGGACACAAAACUAGUAAUGUACAUUUUGAAGAAUGCAAUGUUGUUAAAGGAGUUGAAACUACACAUGCAUCAUCAUUGUGUGAGUUUGAAACGUGAAAGGGAUGCAUUUAAGAAGCUACUAAGUUUUCCAAGGGUCUCCUUUUGCGAAGUCAUUAUUUGUUCAUCUUGUGAAUGGGAAACAUUGCCCCUUCACUUUCCUGCUAUUUCUCCUCAAUAAUCUCAGUAAGUAGAAUAAUUAACUCCAAUGUUCUCAUUGUGGAGGGAACUUUAAUGUUUAUGAAUGUGAUUGAAGACAAUAUAUACUCUUUACUGUACAUCUGCUUAUCACAACUUUUUUUUUUUUUAACUAAAAUUAUUCUUAUUUCAGCUUUGAUGCUUAUUCUUAUUUCAGCUUUGAUGCAUUACUGAUGUUAUCUUCAUAACAUUUAACUCCUAGCCAUCUAUUUGUAGAACUAAGCUCUUAUUUUGUGGUUCUGAUUAUUUAUGUUGCAUCUUAUUUUGUCAGGAAAAAUAUUAAUAACAAAAUGGAAAAAAAAAAAAAAAAGGUUUGAAAUUGUAAAACCUCAAUCUUGACACCUCUUUCUUAUGGAGGCUUUUGUUUGACCAUUGCUUGAAUGUAGUCCUAGGAAACGCUUUACACUAUGUUUGGAUAACAAUAGUGAAAGGAUGGAAAGAAAAAGUAGGAAGAGAAAGGGAGGUAAGGGGAGGGAGAGAGUUACUUUCCAAUUUUCUUCUAAUUAUCCCUAGCAAUGGAGGAAUUUUGUUUAUGAAAAAUGGAAGCUCCAUUUCCUUUCCCAUCAAUUGCCCGAUGUCUAUUCAGACAAGCUAAGAAACAUGUGUGAGUAAUUGAUCAUACUAAUCAUACUGAUUGAAUUAAUUGAGCAUACUAUCACUUCUUUAGAAUUGGUUCGAUAACUAAUUGAACAUACUAAUCAUUUUAGACCAACCACUUCUUAAGAACCAAGCGCCCUCGUGUGAAUAGAGGCAUGCAAAAAAAAAAAAUCUAACCUGUUCAACCCGAUUUGAAUUCUAGGAUAUCUUAAUUGAUUUUUAUGUUUUAGAUACUUUGACUCGAAUUCGAUCGUCGUAUAUAAUUUUUGAAUAUCUAAAAUAUUCCAUAUUUUAAUUUAUU